This is a messenger RNA of Fusarium coffeatum, 1011 nucleotides long. RefSeq lists its product as uncharacterized. Gene Ontology annotation, cellular component: cytoplasm; mitochondrion. The transcript is spliced from 3 exons. The coding region runs from base 1 to 1011 and encodes 336 amino acids. The record is from RefSeq and is a predicted model, not a curated record. Lineage: Eukaryota; Fungi; Ascomycota; Sordariomycetes; Hypocreales; Nectriaceae. Gene Ontology annotation, biological process: malate metabolic process; tricarboxylic acid cycle. Gene Ontology annotation, molecular function: L-malate dehydrogenase (NAD+) activity.
AUGUUCGCCGCUUCUCGCAUUCAGCGCCGUGCUUUCUCCGCCACCGCCCGGGACCUUUCCAAGGUCACCGUUCUCGGUGCUGCUGGUGGUAUCGGCCAGCCUCUCUCUCUUCUCCUCAAGAUGAACCCCCGCGUCACUGACCUCGCUCUCUACGAUAUCCGUGGCGGACCCGGUGUUGCUGCUGAUAUCUCUCACGUCAACACCAAGUCCUCCGUCAAGGGUUACGAGCCCAACGCUGCCGGUCUCAAGGAGGCUCUCUCCGGCGCUGAGGUUGUCCUCAUCCCCGCUGGUGUUCCCCGCAAGCCCGGUAUGACCCGUGACGAUCUCUUCAACACCAACGCCUCCAUCGUCCGUGACCUCGCCAAGGCCGCUGCUCAGGCUGCCCCCAAGGCCAAGCUCUUGAUCAUCUCCAACCCCGUCAACUCCACCGUCCCUAUCGUCAAGGAGGUUUUCAAGGCUGAGGGUGUCUACAACCCCAAGACCCUCUUCGGUGUCACCACCCUCGACGUUGUCCGUGCUUCCCGAUUCGUCUCCGAGAUCAAGGGAACCGACCCCAAGGACGAGAACAUCACCGUCGUUGGUGGCCACUCCGGUGUCACCAUCGUCCCUCUCUUCUCUCAGUCUAACCACCCCGACCUUUCCUCCGACGCUGAGCUCGUCAAGCGUGUCCAGUUCGGUGGUGACGAGGUCGUCAAGGCCAAGGACGGUGCUGGCUCUGCCACUCUCUCCAUGGCCAUGGCUGGUGCCCGCAUGGCUGACUCCGUCCUCCGCGCCGUCCAGGGCGAGAAGGGUGUCAAGGAGCCCGCUUUCGUCGAGUCUCCUCUCUACAAGGACCAGGGUAUUGAGUUCUUCUCCUCUCAGGUCGAGCUCGGCCCCGAGGGUGUUGAGAAGAUCCACCCUAUCGGCAAGGUCGACGCCAACGAGGAGAAGCUCAUUGACGCCUGUCUCACCGACCUCAAGAAGAACAUUGAGAAGGGUGUUGCCUUCGUUGCCUCCAACCCUCCCAAAUAA